AUGAACCCUCCCAAGUUCGACAAAAUUGAGGACAUGGCCAUGAUGACCCAUUUCAAUGAAGCCUCUACCUACUCUGGGCUCUUCUGUGCCACCGUGAACCCCUACAAGUGGCUCCCAGUGUAUGAUUCUGAGGUUGUUGCUGCCUACAGAGGCAAAAAACGUAUGGAGGCUCCACCCCAUAUCUUCUCUGUCUCUGACAAUGCCUAUCAGAACAUGCUCACUGACAGGGAGAACCAGUCUAUCUUGAUCACUGGAGAAUUUGGUGCUGGAAAGACUGUGAACACUAAGUGUGUCAUUCAGUACUUUGCCACAAUCUCUGUGGGUGGAGACAAGAAGAAGGUCCAAACUUCUGGGAAGAUGCAGGGCUCACUGGAGGAUCAGAUUAUUGCAGCCAAUCCCUUGCUGGAGGCUUACGGUAAUGCCAAGAAUGUGAGGAAUGACAACUCCUCUCGCUUUGGUAAAUUCAUCAGAAUCCAUUUCGGCACUUCUGGUAUUGAGACUUAUCUGCUGGAGAAGUCCAGAGUGACAUUCCAGCUUCCAGAUGAGAGAGGCUACCACAUCUUCUACCAGAUGAUGACCAACCACAAACCUGAGCUGAUUGAAAUGACGCUCAUCACCACCAACCCAUAUGAUUUCCCCAUGUGCAGCCAGGGUCAGAUCAGUGUGGCUAGCAUUGAUGACAAAGAAGAGUUGCUUGCUACUGAUACAGCCAUUGAUAUCCUGGGCUUCACCAAUGAUGAGAAGAUGUACAUCUAUAAGCUGACAGGUGCUGUGCUUCACCAUGGUAACAUGAAGUUCAAGCAGAAGCAGCGUGAGGAGCAAGCUGAGCCAGAUGGCAAUGAGGAGUAA
This is a messenger RNA of Lampris incognitus (smalleye Pacific opah), 849 nucleotides long. Its product is annotated as myosin-2-like. Gene Ontology annotation, biological process: actin filament organization; vesicle transport along actin filament. The transcript has 10 exons. Gene Ontology annotation, cellular component: cytoplasm; actin cytoskeleton; myosin complex. NCBI's taxonomy places the organism in Eukaryota, Metazoa, Chordata, Actinopteri, Lampriformes, Lampridae. The record is from RefSeq and is a predicted model, not a curated record. Gene Ontology annotation, molecular function: microfilament motor activity; actin filament binding; ATP binding. The coding region runs from base 1 to 849 and encodes 282 amino acids.